This is a messenger RNA of Laetiporus sulphureus 93-53, 747 nucleotides long. RefSeq lists its product as uncharacterized. Gene Ontology annotation, biological process: protein peptidyl-prolyl isomerization; protein folding. NCBI's taxonomy places the organism in Eukaryota, Fungi, Basidiomycota, Agaricomycetes, Polyporales, Laetiporaceae. The coding region runs from base 55 to 522 and encodes 155 amino acids. The record is from RefSeq and is a predicted model, not a curated record. Gene Ontology annotation, cellular component: catalytic step 2 spliceosome. Gene Ontology annotation, molecular function: peptidyl-prolyl cis-trans isomerase activity. The transcript has 6 exons.
CGCCACCACCCGCCUGCACCUGUCCUACCCACCCACCGAGAACAAGUUACCAUCAUGGAAUCCGUUGUACUCGAGACGAGCAUGGGCGACAUUCAAUUGGAGCUCUACUGGAACCACGCUCCUAAAACGUGCAAGAACUUCGCUGAAUUGGCAAAGCGGGGAUACUACAAUGGUCUGGUAUUCCACCGUAUAAUUGCCGACUUCAUGGUGCAAGGAGGAGACCCUACGGGUACGGGACGAGGUGGAACCAGCAUAUACGGGCAAAAAUUCGAAGAUGAGAUCCAUCCCGAGCUGCGAUUCACAGGAGCGGGGAUUCUUGCAAUGGCCAAUUCGGGUCCCAACACAAACGGCUCUCAGUUCUUCCUGACGCUUGCACCAACGCCGUACCUGGACAACAAGCAUACCAUCUUUGGACGCGUUAGCUCAGGGAUGAGGGUGUUGCAGAGACUGGGUGCGGUUGCCACUGAUGCUCAAGAUAGGCCACGCGAAGAUGUGAAAAUCCACAAGGCCCGUGUCGUAUGAGGCUUCCCCAGAGAUCGCAUAUCAGCCUGUGCUUUUCACUUUGAUGACAAUAUUCCAACGGUUGGCUCCUUGUACUUUGCUGUGCCGGUCAUGAAAAGUGGCGAGAUCAUUUACGCGAAUGCGGCUUGCAUUUUGGCGUGAUUGAGCCCGGAUCAAUAUCAAGUAUUGCUCUAGAUAGCUGAAGGCGUGACUCCCCAAUAUGAUGGUCAUAUUGAUUUAGACACG